UUCGCAUACCCGACGGUCGCGGGACUCGCGCGGGGCCCGCAGCGGCCGCAGCUUGCACCGCGGGAAUAACUUUGGUUAUAGUGAGAAAUGUGACGUAGGGAUAGAGUCGCCGACUGACAGCGCGCGAUGUGACCUCCGAGACGAAUGGAGGAAAACCGACGCGCACGUUUGAGUUACUUUAAGUAACUGCGGCCGCUUCGUCGCGCUGACACGAGAACGGGAAAUCUCUCGGACAGGACGACUCGCCCGCUUCUUUCCCUCCUCGCAAUUCAACUCUUCGCAUCUCGUUCGAUUUGGCGACAACUUCGUCGGUGUGUUCCUCGCGGCGACGUUCUCGCCCCCGUAAUUUCCAACGUGGCUCUACAAUUUACUCCGUUCGUUCGUACGCAAAUAUAGAUUAGGAUGAUACGAAAGGUUCUGCCGACCCUCUAACGCUCGAAACUCGCUCGUCGAUACGAAAAAUGGUAGAGAAGAUCCCGCUGCGAAAGACGAUCGCGCGACUGGACUUCCCGGCGGUUAUAGCUUUCGGCAAUCCUCUGCUGGACAUUCUCGUGGUACUGAAGAACGACGAGCUGAUCAAGAAGUACAAUCUCAAGGUUGACGGCGAGACGGAGCUGUGUGAGAAGAGGCUGCAAGAGCUGAUCGCCGAUUUGCCAUCCGAGUUAAUGAAUACAUUUGUUAGAACGCGUUUCGUGCUCGCGCUGGUAGAACAGCAUACAAAUCCCGGAGGAUCCGCGCAGAACACUGUAAGGAUCCUGCAGUGGCUCUAUGAUGAGACUCGCGAGUUGCUCUGCGACGAGACCCACGAGUCUCAAAUCAGUGUCUUCUGCGGUGGCCUCGGGAACGAUCAGAGAGGUUCGAGCCUAGAAAAGUUAGUUCGAUUCGCAGGGGUGGACGCGAGGUAUGCCGUACAUCCGACGUUGCCUACAGGACUGUGCGUUUCUCUUGUGUACGGUACGUCCCGCAGCCUGGUCGCUAAUCUCGGCGCAGCUAGUGUAUAUACGUUGGACGAUCUGAAAAAGGCCAAUCCGCGAUUAGACAGCAUAAAAAUAAUUUACAUCGAAGGCUACUUCGUGACACACAGUUUGGACGUGGCUAAGGAACUGGUCAAGCGGGCGCAGGAGAAAAAUAUUAUUGUGGCGUUCAAUCUUAAUUCUUUCUACAUAUUCCAGGAUCAUCAAGCGGCCAUUUGCGAGAUGGUCGGCCACGCCAAGAUCGUGUUCGGCAACGCGAGGGAAAUGAUCGCGCUAGCUCAAGCAUUGAACGUCAACUACGACGAUGUCACCGAUAUACCUUUCCUGCUCAACAGCUUGAAAAGGAUCACGAUGGACGUUUCUAGCGCCAACAGUAAGGACUGGCUGGCCGACGACGGUAUAUUUAUUAUGACGCGCGGUGGAUCCGCGCCGGCGAUUAUCGUGUGGGGCAGAGGACAGUCUGCUCAGGUGCAACCCAUCGUGCCUAAGACACCUGUUGUGGACACCACGGGCGCCGGCGACGCUCUGGUGGCUGGCUUCCUGGCCGGCGUCCUGGCUCACUGGGAUCCAAAGAGUUGCCUAGAAUUGGGAUGCAAGAUCGCAUCCUGCAUGACAACCAGGCUCGGCGUCACGCUCCCGAACGGCGUAGCCCCUGACUUUCUGCCAUAACGUUUCGAUCUCUUUAGAACGCUAAUGACUAAUCGUUACCUGACGUAAUUGCACGGUUAUUUAUUGUUUGAAAGUUCUAUUAGCGAAUUAUUGGCCGUUAGAACGAUAAGCUAGCAUUCCUCGUCGAUGUUAACGUCCGUGUUAGAUAUUUACUUGAUAUUGAGUUUAUUUAUGACAGGCGCGCGCGCGUUGCUUCGCGCCACAAGGUGAUAUAGUGUUUGAGAAAUCUUUAUUUAUUGACAAGACGUCGCGUUGAGCACGAGAGGCCGUACAUUUCUAAAUGCAGCAUUAGUAUUAUUAUUAUGGAUACAAAGUAACAGGGGGAACAUUACAAGUUUUCCCCGAUAAUCGUUGCCACUAUAGAUCUGUAGUUUAUCUACCCGACGUUGCAGUGCCCAGAAAUAUGUAACAGAGUUUGUAAUUAACAAUUAUAUAAUAAGUUUCCCUUUCUAUUUUUUUAUUAUAAAGUAUAGAGUGACGUGUCAAUGUUGUUUAUGUCAUAUAUAUAUAUAUAUAUAUAUUGUAAGGGGGAAUAGGGAUAUAUUCCCCCCAAAAAGGAAAUAAUCAGGAUGCUGGAUGAGCGUAGGAAAAAGGCGACUCGGGCUGUACUCACUGUACGAAUAAAGUAAAUGAAGAAACGAA
This is a messenger RNA of Vollenhovia emeryi, 2285 nucleotides long. It is a transcript of the gene Adk3, whose product is annotated as adenosine kinase. NCBI's taxonomy places the organism in Eukaryota, Metazoa, Arthropoda, Insecta, Hymenoptera, Formicidae. The transcript has 6 exons. Gene Ontology annotation, cellular component: cytosol; nucleus. Gene Ontology annotation, biological process: purine ribonucleoside salvage. The coding region runs from base 462 to 1643 and encodes 393 amino acids. Gene Ontology annotation, molecular function: adenosine kinase activity. The record is from RefSeq and is a predicted model, not a curated record.